AUGUCGGAGACGUCCCGCUCCACCGUGGCUGAGAAGUGGAAAGUGCUACACGCUGUCCUCCCAGUGUUCUAUUCUGCUUCGUUGGAACCAAUCGAUGGCGGUGUGAAUCACGGCGAUUCAGGCGCCAUGGGCGACGUUGACAGUGUCCACCUUCAGCAUUCAAUCACGGCUCUUAGGACGGAUCUUAAACUCAAUAUGUUAAGACAAGGUCACAUUGGCACUCAAUGGCUAAUACGAAGUGACAUAGACUUGGAGAGCCUUGCAGGUGGCCUUCAAAUGCUUUUCGAAGUCAUGGAGAAUUUAUUCAAUGAGGACUUUUAUGCCUGGCCGAGAUAUGAGGUCCACAUUGCCUCAGCUGAUGGGAACCCGAACCUAAGGAAAUAUCCAAGACUGAUGUUACUUUGGGAAACUCUUCAGAUGCACGAGAUUGGACACAGAGGUACCAAUGACCAAUCCUACGUUACCUGGAGGCAGAGAUAUAGUCUUGACUCAGUGCGAGAGCUGUCCAGACUUAAAUCCUUCCCCAGGGAUUACGAACGACUCAAAAUGCUGCGCAAAAAUUUCAGUCACUUUCGAUUAGAGAUGGACAAUAUUACAGGUCAACGUAUCCCAAGAUACAGACCCGAGGUCAGAAUAAAUCCCUUCACAACUCUAGACGCACAAACCAUUCAACAAGCUCACGGGAUUGCCGCUGCGUGCGAGUCACUUUUCAUACAGAUAGCGGCCAGUAACGCAUACGGAAAUCAUCACGGAGCGAAGCUUCACCUCCCUGGCUUCAAGAUGGAUCAGCUCAAGUUGGACAUCAGCACAUUUCAGGGAACUGACAUGGUCCCCGCCGUCUUCACAAGAUCCUUCGACCGCCCUCCAAAUGUAACGUUUGACCCCGGAGAUAUCUUCUUCCUCGAGUCUUCCAACCUAAAGCGCUCUGGUAUAUUGCAUUUUGCAUUCAAUGAAGACUUCAUAUGGAUUCAGAAUGCCGGAGGGGAAGUUCCGUCACCAAGCAGUUCUGUAGGUGAAGAAACUCUUGAUCUCCAUCUUGGCAACUUGUAUACCUUUCCGCCUAUGCACCGCAGGAUGACUUCUGUUCUUUUCGCGGCUUCAAUGUUCCAAUUAAGCGACACGCCCUGGAUUGACCCGCGUCUUGACCUCGCACGGGCUUUCCUGCCGAUGCCCAUCGACGAAGACCUCCAACAGUGGUAUCCCAGGAUCUAUUGCAAUUUGGAAUUGGGUCAAACCACGUCGCCACAGAGCGACAAUAUCGCCGCCCUCGGCGUGCUACUCAUGCAAUUAGAGGCUGCUCGCAAGUCCGAAUGGUUGCCCGACGCCGACGAGGACUGGCUUACUGGGCAACGAUCCAAUCAAAUUUCCGCUUGUGUUAAUGUGAAUGACUUCGCGAUUCACUAUGGUAUCGAGCAGCGUCCAAUCAACUACGAGAAAAGCAAAACCUUUGUCCACCCAAACGAAAAAGGCGCAGACAACUGGCGGAAAGACACUUGCGGUCAUGGGACACACGUCACCGAACUCCUUCUUGAAACAGCGCCCGCGGCUGAGAUCUUUGUUGGCAAGAUCAGCACUGACAAGGUAAUCAACCAAGAAUACAUGCCAGGAAUUGCAGAGGCAAUCACCUGGGCUGCGAAUGAAUGCGACGCUGAUAUUAUUUCACUGUCCUUCGGGUAUGAGGAUCACGACGAGCUGAUUGAACAGGCGCUGAAGAAUGCAAUUUCUAAAGGCAAGCUCAUCGUUGCUGCAGCGUCCAACAACGGAGGCUUGAAAGGGCGGUCCAGGCCUGCGCGCCGAGAGGGUGUACUGUGUAUUCACGCCACAGACGGCAAAGGAAACAGUGGUGACAUGAACCCUUCAUCCCUGGAGAGAGGCGAUAAUUUUGCCACCCUCGGUGUCAGCGUCUGUUUCUACAAUGCCCAAGGGGAUCUUUGGAAGUCGGGUACCUCGUUCGCAACACCUAUCGCAGUUGGGUUCGCAGCAGCAGUCCUCGAGUUUGCCAGGUAUAGAGAGACCAUUGGCUUCCCCAUCAAGCGGGGCAACCUCUUGCGGGAGAAGAGGGGUAUGGAGGCUGUUUUCAGAGGGCUCAAUAACGUGGUUCCCAUUCCUGAUGAGCAACGCUACUACGAUAUGACUUCUGAUACCCUUGCGGAUGUUCAACACUCUCGUGAUGGUCAAGGAGGCCUACUUGUCAGCGCACUCGAUGGCAUCAUUGGCGGCAAUGCCAGUCUCCACCGGGGAAGACACGACGGCGACGUAUACAGAAUCGACAACGUGGAAACUACCCACUUCUACCCGGAGGACGACUACUAUGAGAAGUGCCUUCAGCUUCACCAAGUGGAGAGAUUCAACAAGAAGUUCAAGUACAAAAAGCCCAUCUAUCUUAUCACGGGGCUGAAGGUUGCCCACCGUGCAUCCAUCACUAUGGGAAGUGGCCGCCAGACCGGGGGCAAUACAGAGGCCAACGUUCAAGUUCCCACAGUGCCCGUCGACCUGGAAGUUGGGGCUCAGGCUGGAGCAUCCUCUAGCUCUGAGGUUGUGUCUUCCUUCACUAAACCUGACGCCUUCAUUCUUGCCAUCCAAGUCCGAAAGAUCUACCACAAACGCGCGUUCCUUUCCGGCGAAACCAAGCUUGUGACGGAAACGGUGGUCAAAGGCGCUGUCCUCGUCGACGAUGAUGACAUUGAGGACAAGGACGACGAAGCUGAGGUGGUCGGCUAUGAGCUUCAUGAUCUGGAUGAAGAAGACUUGAAAGGUCUCACUCUUCUGAAGGGCGAGGAUGGGGAUGAGGCUUAG
Molecule: messenger RNA, 2796 nt
Organism: Fusarium tjaetaba
Lineage: Eukaryota; Fungi; Ascomycota; Sordariomycetes; Hypocreales; Nectriaceae
Exons: 6
Coding region: 1-2796 (931 amino acids)
Biological process (GO): proteolysis
Molecular function (GO): serine-type endopeptidase activity
Source: RefSeq, a predicted model, not a curated record